GUCGUCUCGCUGGCCCCUCCGGAUCUCCGACCUCGUUCUCGCUCGCUCUUUCGCUCGCUCCCUCCGUCCCUCCCUCGUUCCCUCCGGCUCCGGGGCUUCGCUCCCCGGGCCGGAAGCGGUGCGGCCUGGGCCUGGCGCGGGGGGCGGGCACCGGGGCCCGGGCCGACAUGGGCAAGAAGCAUAAGAAGCACAAGUCAGACAAGCACCUCUAUGAGGAGUAUGUGGAAAAACCUUUGAAGUUAGUACUGAAAGUAGGAGGAAAUGAAGUCACAGAGCUCUCCACAGGCAGUUCAGGACAUGAUUCAAGCCUCUUUGAUGACAAAACAGAUCAUGAGAAACAUAAAGACAGAAAGAGAAAAAAGAGGAAGAAAGGAGAAAAGCAGGUCCCAGGGGAAGAAAAGGAAAAGAAACGAAGAAGAGUAAAGGAAGAUAGAAAAAGGCGAGAUCGGGAUCGGACUGAGAGUGAGGCAGAAAAAGAACUUCAAUGUCAAACUCCUUUAAGACUAGAAUUACCCCCUGAGAAGCCUCUUACAAGUACAUUGUCCAAGCAAGAAGAAGUAGAACAAACACCCCUUCAAGAGGCUUUGAAUCAACUAAUGAGACAAUUACAAAGAAAGGACCCAAGUGCUUUCUUUUCAUUUCCUGUGACUGAUUUUAUUGCUCCUGGCUACUCUAUGAUCAUUAAACACCCAAUGGAUUUUAGUACUAUGAAAGAAAAGAUCAAGAACAAUGACUACCAAUCUAUAGAAGAAUUGAAGGAUAAUUUCAAACUGAUGUGUAGCAAUGCCAUGAUUUACAAUAAACCAGAAACCAUUUAUUAUAAAGCUGCAAAGAAGCUGUUGCACUCAGGAAUGAAAAUUCUUAGCCAGGAAAGAAUUCAGAGCUUGAAACAGAGUAUAGACUUCAUGGCUGACUUGCAGAAGACCCGGAAGCAAAAAGACAAAAUGGAAAUACAACAGAGUGGGGAAGACAAUGGCUAUCUGCUAAAAGAUAAAGAUGAUUCUUUGGACAGUGAUAUUAAAGUUUUCAAAAGUCCAAAUAAGGAAAAUAAAAAGAAAGACAAAGAUAUACUUGAAGAUAAACUUAAAAGCAAUAACUUAGAAAGGGAACAAGAACAAAUUGACCGCAUUGUUAAAGAAUCUGGAGGAAAGUUGACCAGAAGACUUAUAAAUAGUCAGUGUGAGUUUGAAAGAAGAAAGCCAGAUGGAACCACAACAUUAGGACUUCUUAAUCCUGUGGACCCUAUUGCAGGAGAGCCUGGCUACUGCCCUGUAAGAUUGGGAAUGACAACUGGAAGACUUCAGUCUGGAGUUAAUACAUUGCAGGGAUUCAAAGAGGACAAAAGGAAUAAAGUUACUCCUGUGUUAUACUUGAAUUAUGGACCCUACAGUUCUUAUGCACCAAACUAUGACUCUACAUUUGCAAAUAUCAGCAAGGAUGAUUCUGAUUUAAUCUACACAACUUAUGGGGAAGAUUCUAAUCUUCCAGGUGGUUUCAGUAUCCAUGAGUUUUUGGCCACAUCACAAGAUUAUCCAUAUGUUAUGGCAGAUAGUUUACUGGAUGUUCUAACAAAAGGAGGACAUUCUCGGUCCCUCAGAGAGCUUGAAACGCCCAUACCUGAAGGUGAAACCCAGAAUGGUAGUCUUGACAGUACAAAAGAUGUGGAGAUUACAGAAACAGACUCAGCUGGCUCUUUGGAUUCUAGUACUAAUAAGGACAGACUGACAGCACUAAAGGCAGUCACAAACUUUGGAGCCCAGAUUGAGAUUUUUGACUCUGAAGAGGCAGAAGUAUUCCAGAGGAAACUUGAUGAAACCACCAAAUUACUCAGAGAACUUCAGGAGGCUCAGAAUGAACGUCUAAGUACCAGACCUCCUCCUAAUAUGAUCUGUCUCUUGGGACCAUCUUAUAGAGAGAUGCAUUUAGCUGAACGAGUGACCAAUAAUCUAAAAGAACUUGCACAGCAAGUUACUCCAGGUGACAUAGUGAGCAUGUAUGGAAUCCGGAAAGCAAUGGGAAUUUCUAUUCCUUCUCCUGUCAUGGAAAACAGCUUCAUAGAUUUAACAGAAGACCUCGAAGAACCAAAAAAAAUUGGUACCACUGAAUGUGGAUCUGAUGGAAUUUGAAGUUUUAACAGUGGUAUUUUGAUUAUAUAUAUAUAUAGUGUAUAUAUAUUUUUUUCAUUCUUAACUUGGAAAUUUUUCAGGGCACGUUAAUAUUUGUAAAUUGUGUUUUUAAUGAGUUAAGCUUUGGAACAAUCAAUUUUAGUGUUCCAGAGAUAGAACAUGUAUUAAAGUAAUAAAUCUAAACCUUGAAUUACCAGAUAUGUUAUUAAUAAUUUCAGUAACAACUUAGUACCUUAUUUUAAAUCUAUUUUGUUUGAACACCUCUACCAAGACGUUUCUAAAGUCAACUGAUAUUU
Molecule: messenger RNA, 2422 nt
Organism: Sarcophilus harrisii (Tasmanian devil)
Lineage: Eukaryota; Metazoa; Chordata; Mammalia; Dasyuromorphia; Dasyuridae
Gene: BRD7
Product: bromodomain containing 7
Exons: 17
Coding region: 168-2126 (652 amino acids)
Biological process (GO): regulation of transcription by RNA polymerase II
Cellular component (GO): nucleus
Source: RefSeq, a predicted model, not a curated record